Medicago truncatula (barrel medic) is the source of this 2848-nucleotide messenger RNA. RefSeq names its product pentatricopeptide repeat-containing protein At2g44880. Gene Ontology annotation, molecular function: protein binding; RNA binding. Gene Ontology annotation, biological process: RNA modification. The transcript has a single exon. Lineage: Eukaryota; Viridiplantae; Streptophyta; Magnoliopsida; Fabales; Fabaceae. The record is from RefSeq and is a predicted model, not a curated record. Bases 65 to 1870 code for a protein of 601 amino acids.
AGAAGAGGGAAGAUGGGAAAAAAUUAAUCUGAAAAUAAAGAAACUCUUGCCUUUCAAACGCUCGAUGAGUCAACUAUGGAGCAAUACAGAAAGAAAAUGCUUCAACAUACUUCAAUCAUCAAAAACCAAAACUUUUAAAACAUUACUUGAAAUCCACGCUUUCAUUCUCCGUAACUCUCUUCAUAACAAUCUUCACCUUCUUACCAAAUUCAUCUCUUCUUCCACUUCCCUCGCUCUUUCUACUCCUCGCAGAAACGACGCCGUUUCCAUUGUUCAACACGCUCGUCUUUUCUUCAACCACACGCCACCCCACAAAUGCGAUGAAUUUCUCUGCAACACUAUCAUCAAUGCCCAUUUCUCACUUCGUCAAUUCAAUCACGGUUUCACUCUCUACAACCAGUUUUCUAAAGACUGUUUUUUUAGACCUAGUUCUUAUACAUUUACUUUGAUUUUAAAGGGUUGUUCUGUUUCUGAUGCUAAAAGACAAGGUUUUCAGAUUCAUGGUGUUGUUUUGAAAAAUUGGUUUUGUUUGGAUUUGUAUGUAGGGACUAGUUUGGUUGAUAUGUAUGUCAAAUUUGGUGAUGUGGGUUUUGCUAGGAAGGUGUUUGAUGAAAUGUCUGUGAGGAGUUUGGUUUCGUGGACUGCCGUUAUUGUUGGGUAUGCGAGGUGUGGGGAUAUGGUGGAGGCAAGGAAGCUUUUUGAUGGUAUGGUUGAUAGAGAUGUUGCGGCUUUUAAUGUGAUGAUUGAUGGGUAUGUGAAGAUGGGGCGUAUGGAUUUAGCGAGGGAUUUGUUCGAUAAGAUGAGGGUUAAGAAUGUUAUUUCUUGGACUAGUAUGGUUCAUGGUUAUAGUGAGGAUGGCGAUGUUGAUGAGGCUAGGUUUUUGUUUGAUUGUAUGCCGGAGAAAAAUGUGCUUAGUUGGAAUGCGAUGAUUAGGGGGUAUUGUCAGAAUGGACGAUCACAUGAUGCAUUGAAGUUGUUUUGUGAAAUGAGGGGGAAUGUGGAUGUGGAAAUGAAUGAAGUGACUGUUGUGAGUGUUCUUCCUGCUGUUGCGGAUUUGAGUGCUUUGGAUUUGGGUGGUUGGGUUCAUGGGUUUGUACAAAGGAACCAACUUGAUGGUUCUGUUCAUGUUUGUAAUGCCUUGGUUGAUAUGUAUGCAAAAUGUGGGGAAAUUGGAAAAGCAAAAUUGGUUUUUGAGGAGAUGACGGAAAAAGAUACAGGUUCGUGGAAUGCUUUGAUAAAUGGUUAUGGAGUCAAUGGAUGUGCAAAGGAAGCGUUGGAGGUGUUUGCGAUGAUGUUAAGGGAAGGAUUUGAACCGAAUCAGAUAACUAUGACUAGCGUGUUAUCUGCUUGCAAUCAUUGUGGUUUGGUAGAGGAAGGAAGAAGGUGCUUCGAAGCAAUGGAGAGAUUUGGAAUUGUGCCUCAGAUUGAGCAUUAUGGUUGUAUGAUUGAUCUUUUAGGAAGAGCUGGACGCUUGGAUGAGGCUGAAAAAUUGAUUCAGGCCAUGCCUUAUGAUCCUAACGAAAUAAUACUGACUUCGUUUCUGUUUGCUUGUUGUUACUUCGAAGAUGUUUCAAGGGCUGAAAGAAUUCUAAAAGUGGCAGUGAAAAUGGAGAAGGAAGGCGCUGGAGACUAUGUGAUGUUGAGAAAUCUGUACGCCACAGAACGGCGGUGGGCAGAUGUGGAGGAUGUUAAAGAAAUGAUGAAGAAAAGAGGAUCAAAUAAAGAGGUUGCUUGGAGUGUUAUUGAAGUUGAUGGCAGAUUUAGAGAGUUUGUGGCUGGUUAUUAUUCGCAUUCGCAUUCACAUCUGGAGGCUAUUCAGUCAACAUUGGGGCAGCUAUGGAAGCACAUGAAAGUUGAAACAAUUUAUUGAAAUUUGAAAGACGGAAGCUGAAAGGGAGACAGAGAGAGAUAUCAAAAGUAAGUUAAAAUUCAAAAAGACGGAACAACAUGUCUAGUUUUGUAUCUCUUUCAAAAUCUUUAAUCCAUUCAGGAGCAGGCUCUUAAGUCAACCAGAAAGAUAGUGAUCACAGACCAGAUAUGACCUUGACCUUUCCCAUGUGUGAAUUAUCAGAGAUGAGUUUUUUAACUAGUUUGAUUCCCUGAGGAAUUCUUCAGCUGAAUUUAUAUUGUAAGUUUGUUCUAUACCACAAGACCAGAAAAAAUGAUAUUACUGGGAGGGAAAAGACUAGGUACUGAUCAGAAAUUCAAUGAAAUUCUCUGUAGAAACAAACAGCAAUACUUCUUCCCAGAUUUGGAUACUUCAGAACAAGAUUUUAUAAAAUAUAUAUAAUACCUAACACAUACCUGAAUGAAUUAGUUCACCUCAUUUUGGCUGUUCAGAUUCAAAAGGCUCUGUCAAUGAAGUCAUGAUACUUGGCAAGACUAAAAAUGAGACCUAAACAGAACUCAAUGGAACCGGAAGACCACAGUGCAAAUCUCAUUAUUGGAAUUCAGUUCACAGUAUUGAGCAUUUUGAUGAAAGUGUGAGUGAAUAAUGGAGCAAUUCUUUCACUAGUGAUGCAGAAGAAAAUAAGUUACUGUUCUCUGUCCAUGAUUCUGGCCAUAGGACAUAAGUAUGUUUGCUGUUAUGGCCUUUUAGUAAUUGAAAAGUCCGAAUUGAUGAAUCAAAAUUACUUCCUGUUUGGUUAAUGCUUUUGUAAUCCUUUUACUGUAUAAUAUUUAACUGGUACUGAUGAUAACUGAUGAGUUGCAACAAGUUAGUUAGAAAUUGUAUGUAAGUUGUCCAUGUUGUACUUUGUGUAAGGCAAUUAACAGUUUAACUCGACAACUUGUUCUUACACGAUACAACAGAAGUUCUUUAGAAAGUGUAAAGUGCUUCUUCUGAUAA